AUGGAGAUUUUGCCUUAUAAAGGGGUGGAGCUGUUUGGGGAAGUUUCCUGUUCUGAGUGUGGGAAAUGUUUUUCAUGGAAAUCACAUCUUGUUACACAUCAGAGUAGUCACACAGGUGAGAAGCCAUUUUCAUGUUCUGAGUGUGGGAAAUGUUUUACACAGAAAUCAGCUCUUGUUACACAUCAGAGACGUCACACAGGUGAGAUGCCGUUUUCCUGUUCUGAGUGUGGGAAAUGUUUCGCAUUUAAAUCAUAUCUUGUUAUACAUCAGAUAAGUCAUACAGGUGAGAAGCCGUAUUCCUGUUCUGAGUGUGGGAAAUGUUUUGUAUGGAAAUCAGAUCUUGUCACACAUCAGAGAAGUCACACAGGUGAGAAGCCAUAUUCCUGUUCUGAGUGUGGGAAAUGUUUUGCAUUUAAAUCAUAUCUUGUUCCACAUCAGAGAAGUCACACAGGUGAAAUGCCGUUUGCCUGUUCUGAGUGUGGGAAAUGUUUCGCAUUUAAAUCAGCUCUUGUUAGACAUCAGAGAAGUCACACAGGUGAGAAGCCGUAUUCCUGUUCUGAGUGUGGGAAAUGUUUUGUACGGAAAUCAGAUCUUGUCACACAUCAGAGAAGUCACACAGGUGAGAAGCCGUAUUCCUGUUCUGAGUGUGGGAAAUGUUUUGCACAGAAAUCAAAUCUUGUUACACAUCAGAGGAGUCACACAGGUGAGAAGCCGUAUUCCUGUUCUGAGUGUGGGAAAUGUUUUGCACAGAAAUCAAAUCUUGUUACACAUCAGAGAAGUCACACAGGUGAAAAGCCAUUUUCAUGCUGUGAGAGAAAUAAAUCCGCUCUUGUUGAACACAUUAGACAUUACCCAAGUACGGAACCAUUUACAUCUUCUGGAGUAUAAUUAUCACUGUCAUGCAAUGUUCCUCAAGGGUGAAUCCUAUCUCCUAUGCUUUAUAAAAUAUACAUGCUACCACUGGGUGAUAUAAUCAGACAUAAUGGCCUGGUCUACCACUGCUAUGCUGAUUACCUGCUUUUUGCUCCAUGUACUGAGAACCUAAUACCAAUCCUAAAUGGUUGUCUAGCUGAGCGCCAGGGGUGGAUGAUGCCAGUUGGCUGUGACUCAGUCUUUGUGAAACAUAAUAGAAGCUCACCAACAAAGGACAAGACUACAGCUUUACCAACCAUCUGGAUUUACGCUUUGGUGUUCAGAAUUGAAAAUACUGAACAUGUGCUGAAUCUGUGUGUUGUCCUGGUAUGUGGCUGACACUGACAUCAGGUAUUUGCCACAUACAAAUCCUCAUUCUUCCAUCUGUGGACCAUAGCCAGAAUCAAGCUCUUGAUUCCCUCAGAAGUUCAUAGACUACUGCAAUGCCAUCUACCUGGGUCACCCAGCAAAAGAAUUACAGAGCUUGCAGCUAGUACAGAAUGCAGCAGCCAAGCUGUUACCUAACCCGUUCCUGCCGCAUAACACCCAUUCUCUACUCCCUCCACCGGCUGCCUGUAAGAUGACAAAUCUAUUUAAUUAUUGGCUAACUGACCUUCCCAGCCCAACAUUACAUGGUCCAAGGUACUAGAAGCAGCUCCUGCCUCCUUACUGCCCUGCUUGCUUGCUUCUACAGAUGGACUGUUACCAGCAGUACCAAGAAUCUCCUGUCAUUCAUUUAAGGGUUGAACAUUUAGCUUUGUAGCCCUGACCAUGGAACUCACUGCCUUGCACAGUCCAAGAGGCCUCCACUCUAGAGUCCUUCACAAGCAGACUGAUGACUGUUACUCACGCUUUUCAUUAAUGUACCUCUAUUUCUCAUACGUCCUAGAGGAUGCUGGGGAUUCCAAAAGGACCAUGGGGUAUAGACGCAUCCGCAGGAGCUUGGACACACUGUAAAGACUUAAACUGGGUGUGAACUGGCUCCUCCCUCUAUGCCCCUCCUCCAGACCUCAGUUAGACUUUGUGCCCAGGAGUGUUGGGUCACACACUAGGGGAGCUCUACUGAGUUUCUCUGAAAGACUUUGUUAGGUUUUUUAUUUUCAGGGAGACCUGCUGGCUACAGGCUCCCUGCAGCGUGGGACUGAGGGGAGAGAAGCAGGACCUACUUCUGUGAGUUUCAAGGCUCUGCUUCUCGGCUACUGGACACCAUUAGCUCCAGAGGGUUCGAUCACUUGGUGCGCCUAGCUGCUUGUUCCCGGAGCCACGCCGUCAAUCCCCUCACAGAGGCCAGAAGAAAGAAGUCGGGUGAGUAUUGGAAGAAAAGAAGACUUCAGACGGCAGAAGACUUCAGUAAUGGAAGUACAGUGGUAGUGCUGCUCUUCAUGCUCCCACACACCAACGGCACUCACAGGGUGCAGGGCGCUGGGGGGGGGAGCGCCCUGGGCGCAUGUUACUGGUCUGAUUAAUGUGAACAAUUGGCAAAAAAAAAAAAGCAUUUAGGUGCCGAGGCACCGUGGUUCAUCCCCCGCCAGUAUACUUGAAUUAUUUCCCCGACACCGCUUAUACGGGUGUAGGGCGCGCGGGGGGGAGCGCCCUGAGCAGCGAGUCAGUUUGAAAAUUCUUCCUCGCACUGCCGGGGGCUCCGUAUACAGACCCCCGCAGGCGCGUUAGGCCGUGGUCCCCGUCGGCCACCAUGGGUACAGGGCGCCGGGAGGUGGUGGCGCCCGGGGCAGCAUAGAUAGUUAGAGCUCCCGGGCGCCGCACACGGGGACCCACCAUGAGAGUGGCGGGUGCGCGAUGCGCCGGAACUCCCGCUUCCCGAACGUUGUCUGAGGUGCAGGGCGCGCAGGGGGGGUCCUGAGCAGCAUGGUGCUGAGUGUGUGUGUGUGUGUAUAUAUGUAUGUGUGUGUGUGUAUGUAUGUGUGUGUGUAUAUAUAUAUAUAUAUGUGUGUGUGUGUGUAUGUAUAUGUGUGUGUGUGUGUGUGUGUGUAUAUAUAUGUAUGUGUGUGUAUAUGUAUGUGUGUGUGUGUGUGUGUGUAUAUAUAUAUAUAUGUGUCGUUACCCUAUAUUUAGUACUCGGCCGAGAGGGGCGGAGCUUAGCCUCACACACUGAGUCAGCGCCAUUUUUCCCUGCUGUCCCCGCCAAGAACAAACAGUGGGGAACGCAAUGUUUGGACUCUGUUGCCCUCCCAGAGGUGUAAUCUCCCUGUGUAUAGGUUCCCCCGGCUCAAUAUAGGGUUUUAUUUAUAUUUAUAUAUAUAUAUAUAUAUUUAUUUUUGUCGAGCGGGCUUAAGCGCACCGGGAAGGGGCGGAGCUUAGACCUCACAGAGGGGUCAGCGCCAUUUUCCAAAGUUCCCCACCGGUACUUGCUGUAUACUAAGAAGGAAGGGGGACACAGAGUGUUUUAAUGCUGUAUGGGUGUCAUACAGCAUUAGGAUUGAUAAUGGACUCAGAAUCCUUAUUGUAAUACAUAAAUACACUGUUUCCCUGUUUUAUUUACCCACUAUUGGUUAGUCGACAUGUGUCGACAGGUGUGAGGGCUUUGUCAAAGGCGCCUGUGGGGAUAACUGUCGGUUGAUUAAGCUCUAGAUUGGCCGGGACGAGUUGGUUUCGAUGCUCUCAAGGAGUCCGAAUAUUAAUCUCUUCACAACGCGGAGAGAAAUCUAUGACAGUCAACUCCUGGACGACGCAGAGCCCGGUCGCAAAGGAUCAUACACAGGCAGCUAAGUGAAAUUUUAUUUCUAUACUUUGACCUUAUUUGCAAUGUAUGCACUUGAGGGAGUGUGGUAGUCGGGUAAGCUUCCGAUAGAAUUAUCCUGCCCAGAGUGGGUAGGGCUUGCCUAUGUUUAUUUUUCCUUAUAACAUUACAGCAGGCUGCCAAGUGACAGCAGGUGGUGUGACCGGAAAAAUGCGGAGGAGGUCUCCGGGAGAUGCUGGUGGGAGGUAUACAGCUGUUUGGUGUGGCCUCCCUUCAGUUAAUCUCGGCGGUAUCCGCUGAUAAGGCUAAAUUCGUGAGUUAACUUCUUUCACAACGGUGGAUGACGCAUUCUUUUGUGGGAUGCAGUCGUUUAACCGGUUCGAGACCGUUCUUUUUCCUUUUCUGUGUAGACAGUGGAAGGUGAAAAGGUAAGUGUUCUGCAACCUGGUUAGGUUCGCAGAAGUGGAUGUAGUUUCUGUUUCCACUAUAUACACCACUUGUCGCUGAGUCUAUCUGGCUGGUCCCCACUUCGGUGACCACUUGUCCACUAAUUUUCAGUUAGUCUAGGAAUAGACUACGACAUGUGAGUUAUUUAUAGAAGCCAAAGGGGAACGUUCUGAGUUACGGUUGUUUCCCCUUACUGUUAUUUCUAAUAGAUCUUGCCUCUCCCCUAUGGAAGGGGAGGUAACACGCAACGCCUUACAGAGGUGAGUCACGUUCAGGACAUUGUCUGGUUGUCCCUGUAAAAAGGUGCAUAUCCUUGUUUAUUUGACGGUUCUUCGGCGCAGAAAUGGGCCUGUUGUUCCCAACGACGCAGAUGUCAGAAGUGGUUUUCAGAGUGGAUACUGACCGGUUAAGGUUUGGUGUUUUCCUGUGGAAAGAGGUCUGAGGGUCCAGAGUUGGAUCGACUUUGAGGUGACACCUCAUCAAUAGGUUCCAUUAAGAAGACAGAUGGAUGCGGCAUGAGAGGUUUUUUUUCGGAGAGCAGGUCUAAUACCAGAGUGAUUUUCAUGGGACCAGUUGGAAAUGUGGUCCGGGUCUCACCUGCGCAUCCACCGGAAUAUAAUCAAAACGGCCAGGACAUCGCUCCUGUGGUGUCUGCUCGAUUUUUUCCUUCUAGAGGGAUAAAGGUUUAGAUCUUGGUGUCCGUGCAUAUAGAUCUCCGAAGCUGGGGAGCAGUCCUUUGCAAGGGACGUAUUUCCAGAGGAUGAGGUCAGGUUGGGAAACUUGUCUGCUGUAAGUUUUGGAAUUAAGAGCUAUUUUAGACGAACGUGUUCUUCAUGCUCUGCCGUGUUAAUUCUGCCAGAAGCCUUGUCAGAAAUGGCGUAAGUAAGCCGCUAGGGCAGAACAAAAAAAAAAAACACGAAAAUGGCAGAAGGUGCGCUGUUUGCAGUUGAGGGGGAAGUCUGGUAAACGCUAUGUUAGCAGUCUUCAUUCCGGAGGUAAACGACGGAGACAUAGAUUUCCUUUGCGACAUGAUAUUCAGCCGGGAAAAAUACUGUCAUUAUUGAGAAGCUUUCCCAGACGUGCCAAGUCUUUGUGGAGUGUCGCAAUUGGACAUGUUGGCGUUUCGCCUCAACGUGAGACCUCGAGGAGAGGGUUCCAGGUUAAGAGACACUCAGGAUAUAGCAGCGGACAUCCUUGUGACACUGUUUUUAGUCGGUCGAGGUGGCCUCUCCGCUUUCACUUUUCUGGCAGUGGUAAGCGUAAGAUGAUCGAUGAUCCUCUGAACUCCGGUCUAACCAGAGAGGGUUGGCUAUCCAGUUUUCAUGGUUUACUCCUAGAAAAUUACUGCCCUCUUCCUUUACGUGACGUAAUGUUACAACAGGAUCAUGGCGUGUAUCAGGACUUACCGCGGCUGCGUCUAAUGGUGGGGCGGUUGAAGGUCGUAUCCUAAGCUGAAUGGGUGUUCCCAGUGAAGUCGUUUCUUCAAUUCUUCCGGCUUGGAAAGAACUCACGGCACAGCGUUACAACCGUUGUUGGAGUAAUUAUGUGUCUCGGUGUGUAUCCAGGAAGGCUCCUAUGGAGGACUUUCAGCUAGGUCCUGCUUAUCCAUACGUUACAAGCCGAUGUGAAGGCAAGACUAUAUUAAGUUUCUUUGCGGAAAUUCUCGUUUGGAAAGUGGUCAGGUUUUUUACUUCGACGUCCGCAAGGUGGGUGUCGGAAGUGGUGGUCUUGUCCCACAAGAGCCUUGUUUGAUCUUUCAGGUGGAUAGAGAGGAAUUGAGUACUCGGUUGAUAUUUCUACCAAGAGGGGUUUCGCAGAAAUCAGGCUUUUGUUGAUGCAGGGGGUUACUUAGGCAUUAGCUAGUUCAAACCCCCUUGCUCUAGCCAGGGUUUUGAGUAUGCAAGUCAUCUAUUUGGCUUAGUUUGGAGUAACAGAGACCCUGUUUAUGUGGUAUGUUCCCAGCUUACUUUGGGAGACUGCGUUAUGCAGUUUGUUACAUGCUGAAUCUGUGAUGCGGUCUGGCAUGUUUGUUCUACGGCUGCUUUGCCGUCACCGAAGUCGGUGAAGGUUCCUUCUUUUGGGAAGACGGGAUUUUCUUGGGCGAAUGCCCGAGGAGUCUCGGCGGUUCAACUUUGCCGAGCGGAUUCUUGGUCGGGGUCAAAAGUUUUUGCCAUGCUUUACAAAUUUGAUACCCGGAUUGUUGAGGACCUUAUGUUUGCUCAUUCGGUGCUGCAGAGUCGUCCGCACUCUCCCGCCCGUUUUGGAGCUUUGGUAUAAACCCCAUGGUCCUUUUGGAAUCCCCAGCAUCCUCUAGGACGUAUGAGAAAAUAGGAUUUUGGUACCUACUGGUAAAUCCUUUUCUCUUGGUCCGUAGAGGAUGCUGGGCGCCCGUCCCAGUGCGUACGGUGUCUACAGUUAUUGCUUUUUGGUUACACCCUGGUGGUGUGUCUUCUCUAUCUGGUGGUUGCUACCGUUGUUCAUGACAUAGCAUGCAGGGUCCUAUUUUUGUUUCUGUGGACACACGGGUUGUGUUACAUAUUCUCUCAGGGUUUUGUUCAUGCCGUUGACUGGUAUUCUACUGAAUGCCACGUUCUACAGUGUGUUUGAGGUCUGAGCUGGUAUGACACUCACCGUGUUUAUAACAAUAAAUUCUUUCCUCGAAAUUGUCCAUCUCUCCUGGGCACAGUUUUCUAACUGAGGUCUGGAGGAGGGGCAUAGAGGGAGGAGCCAGUUCACACCCAGUUUAAGUCUUUACAGUGUGCCCAAGCUCCUGCGGAUCCGUCUAUACCCCAUGGUCCUUUUGGAAUCCCCAGCAACCUCUACGGACUAAGAGAAAAGGAUUUACUGGUAGGUACCAAAAUCCUAUUUUACUUCCUAAAUAAUACAUCCCAAAGGCUUACGUCUUUUUUCUGCUGUUUAUUUUGUAUCUUGUGCUUUGUGUAAAUGUGAAUGUCUAAUACCAGUUUCCACAAUCUGUAUUGCUGCACGACAAUAUGGCGGCCAUUGGAACGUGUUUUCACUUCUAGUUUGCCUAACUUGUUGCAGACACUCAUCUUGAUAAGGAGUGUAGAGUGUUUUCUGAUACAAGAUCCUGUCCAUAUAUACCCUGUACAUUAUCAUGUGCAUUAGAGUCACCCGGGUUACAUCUGCAGUGGUUUGUUGUAUGUUACAUCUAUAUGGUGCGGAUACUCCCCUGUAUUUCAUAA
Pseudophryne corroboree (corroboree frog) is the source of this 7263-nucleotide messenger RNA. RefSeq names its product gastrula zinc finger protein XlCGF17.1-like. NCBI's taxonomy places the organism in Eukaryota, Metazoa, Chordata, Amphibia, Anura, Myobatrachidae. Bases 1 to 888 code for a protein of 295 amino acids. The transcript has 2 exons. The record is from RefSeq and is a predicted model, not a curated record.